Rosa rugosa (rugosa rose) is the source of this 1092-nucleotide messenger RNA. RefSeq names its product AP2/ERF and B3 domain-containing transcription factor At1g50680-like. Bases 1 to 1092 code for a protein of 363 amino acids. Gene Ontology annotation, biological process: regulation of DNA-templated transcription. Lineage: Eukaryota; Viridiplantae; Streptophyta; Magnoliopsida; Rosales; Rosaceae. Gene Ontology annotation, molecular function: DNA-binding transcription factor activity; DNA binding. The record is from RefSeq and is a predicted model, not a curated record. The transcript has a single exon.
AUGGAAGAGGAUUUGUCAAGCAUGGUAUCAAACGCAGGCACAACAACAAGGCAGAAGAGGACGUAUCAAGCAGAAGCUUCUGUUUCAAGCAUCACUGGUUUCUUGGUCCAAGAGAGUAAGCGCUUGAGUCAUGGGAGCAGCAAUUUGUCUGCCAAUACCAAAUUUAAAGGAGUUGUACUGCAACAAAAUGGCCACUGGGGUGCUCAGAUCUAUGCCAAUCACAAUAGGGUUUGGCUUGGAACAUUCAAUUCUGAGGUGGAUGCAGCCAUGGCUUAUGAUAGUGCUGCAAUCAAGCUUCGCAACGGAGAGUGCCAAAGGAACUUUGCAUGGACCAAGGUCACUGAUCAAGAGCCAUACUUUCAGAAUCUCUAUAGCCAAGAAGCUGUUCUCAACAUGAUCAAGGACGGGACUUACCAGGCUAGGUUUUUAGAAUUUCGCAUGUCUCAUCAGGCAGCAGAAAGUAUGCAAAAAAUAGGAAUGGCCGAGUGUAACUCAGCUAGGGUGCAACAAAGCAAAAGAGAUAUCUUGCACAAACAACUCUUCCAAAAAGAGCUGACGCCAAGCGAUGUUGGUAAGCUGAACAGACUUGUCAUACCCAAAAAUUAUGCAACUAAAUACUUCCCUCGUAUUGAUGAAUCCAUGCAGGGAGGGUUGGAUGACAACCCGGCUCCUGAUGUGCAGCUGUCAUUUUAUGAUGAAAACAUGAGGCCAUGGAAGUUCAGGUACUGUUAUUGGAAGAGCAGCCAAAGCUUUGUGUUCACCCGGGGUUGGAAUCGGUUUGUAAAGGAGAGUCUUUUGAAAGCCAAUGACAUUAUCAGGUUCUAUGAGUGCCACAUUAGGGAAGGAGACAAGGAGGCCAAGUCAUUCUACAUGAUUAAAAUCGACCGGGCUGAAAGUUCUGAUGUUAUUGUUGAAAAUGCUGGCCUAUGUGUUUCCCCCGCCCUUACCCCCUUGCAUGCCAAGAAAUUUGGAGAGGAGAAAGAUGACAUAAAGACGCAAAUUGCAGAGGUUAUUGAUGAAACGCCACAAGUUAAUGGUGAUAAUAAAAGAAUUAGGCUCUUUGGUGUUUGUAUGGUCGUAGGUGAAAAUUAA